Molecule: messenger RNA, 582 nt
Organism: Pararge aegeria (speckled wood butterfly)
Lineage: Eukaryota; Metazoa; Arthropoda; Insecta; Lepidoptera; Nymphalidae
Exons: 2
Coding region: 54-527 (157 amino acids)
Source: RefSeq, a predicted model, not a curated record
CAGCCAUUCGUGAACGGUUAUUAAGAGAGGAUGACCUGUCACUAAAAAAGGCGAUGGAUAUUUGCCGUGCUGCCGUGGCAUCCCGGACCUAUUCGGAGAAGAUUAAGCCUGAAAGAGAAGAUAUGCAUAAUGUUCAUCAAGUAAAACAAAUGCAAAAUCACGUUGCACUUGUAAAGUCGAAGAUAUCAUCGUCACGAGGACAAAUAAGAAGCCAGGUACCCGACGACGCAGCGAAGUUCGAGCGAUGGAGUGGAGGGCGCGGCGAUCGCGCGGAGUCGCGUUGCCAGCGCGCUGUUGGGCCGCGCGAGCGCCCCCUGCCGACCAGAGGCCGUGGCGCGAGCCAGUGGCGUUCGGUUGCGGGUUCGAAUAAUCAGUGUAGUUAUUGUGGAAUAGUGCAUAAAAAGUUUGAGUGCCCAGCCUAUGGCCAAAAGUGUGCGCGGUGUUUAAGGAUGAAUCAUUUUGCCCGGGUUUGUGGGGUGAAUUAUAUUGAGGACUCUGAUGAUAAGGACAGUGAGGCCUCCGGAUAGAUGGGGGUUUACGUAACUACCAGUCUGGCUCGGAAUAAGGAGCUUUACGGCGAAA